Molecule: messenger RNA, 2015 nt
Organism: Lobosporangium transversale
Lineage: Eukaryota; Fungi; Mortierellomycota; Mortierellomycetes; Mortierellales; Mortierellaceae
Exons: 4
Coding region: 127-1860 (577 amino acids)
Source: RefSeq, a predicted model, not a curated record
CCUACUUUUAGUUUUCUCUUUUCUUACUCUUGUUCUUACCGGUUGAUCUUACUCAGCGCAUUCGCAUCUCCUUUUCUUUAACUCCCAUUCUUAUCGGUUCUUCUUCCUACCUCAGCAGUUUAAAGAAUGGGCUUCCUUAGUCCUUUUUGCUUUGCCUCUAACGCGAAUUCCUUCUAUGGAAUUGCAGUUGACCGAGACUACAGUAUCAUGUUCGCUGAGGAUCCUGAUCGUCUCAUCUUAAUCAAAUCCAACGAGAACCCAACCUCAGCAGCUGAUGUUUCAUGGAAAGUAGUCUCCUCGGUUCAAGCAUCAGUGUUAUAUGAUAUCUCAGGAAGUAAAGGGGGUCAAUUGUGUUAUGUGGAUGACAAGGGCGUAUUCACCUUUAUUGCUCUAUCUGUACGCAAAACACCAACAUCCCCUCCUGUAUCGGCUGGUCUCCAAUACAGUCCACUCUUCCCAGCCACGCCCAACGGUAACAACACUGGAGAGGGCGGAUGGAAGAAUAUUGAUAUCAUAAGCCCCUACUCUUGGACCACGGAAUCUACCUCAGUAUCGCUUUAUCAUGUCAAUGAUGCUUCAGGCAACAACGUCGUUAUUCACUCUUAUCUGGACACACAACAUGUACUGAAUUUUGGAGUGCUAGACAAUGCAUCUCUUCAAUUGAACCAAGGUCCUACCUGGAACUAUAAUAGCACGUACUAUGAUUUCGUGAAAGCGACCUAUCAUAAAGACACAUUGUUUAUCAUAUCUGAUAAUCGUAGACCGUUUGACAGUGUCAGUAUUCUUACAAUCCCACUCCUAAACUCUACAAUACCUGCUAAAAUCCCUGCUGCAGAUGCCAGAGAGUUUGGGCCCUUUGGAAGCUUUUUGAGUGGUCCCAACCUUACUCUUUUUGAUAUCUCGAUUACUUCCUUCUUUGAUGAUACUUAUUACUUCCUCUACCGUGCCGGCUAUGAAUCCGGGAAUCCAUGGCUGCUCACUAUGGAUCUUUCGGAUCAAUCACACUAUAAGAAUGCCACAAACACUCAUUUGAGCCAGGAUCUCGUUUUCUCCCGCGAUAUUUAUGAAAUGUACUGGGCAGAUAUGGGGCCCAGAAAUGGUGCGCCGGCGUUUGCAUUUGUUCCGCACGUUGACUUUAACAACAAGACCCACAUCCGUGGCAUUAACCUCAGUGGUCCCAACAUUGGUCAAUGGUAUAAUGUGAGCCAUACCAUCAAUGUCACGGACACGUUCGGUACUGAUCCAAAUCCGCAGCCCACGGAUUAUAUUAAAAUAACCGUCCUUCCUUCAGGAGAUGUUCACUCUACAGCGCCCUCCACGGGUCUCAUUGUCGGAUUUGUCUUAGCAUUGCUAAUUGCCUUCGCGGCAGCAGGAUCUGUAUUUCACCGUUGGCGGGCCGAUCGCAAAGAAGUUGAAGCUGAAGGCAAGGCUGCAACUCAGGCAGCGUCACAGCCAUUAAUGAUAGGCCCCAAUAGCAAUGAACAUGGUAAUUUUAAGAUGGUCGUUGAGCCCACAGGAACUCAACAGGCAUGGACAAACACGACACAACAAGCACAGGCGUACGCAGGAGGAGUCCCAACAACGUCUAGUCCUAUGGCAACACAGCCUGGUCAACAACAGUUCUUGUUUUCGGCACAUCCACAACCUAACUUUGCCACAUCGUCAGGUGUAUCAAAUGGAGCAGGCUCGCCUCCUGGUACGCUUCUCUCUGUCGACCAUAUUACGGGAUCACCGAGUUAUGCCUCUGCAGGGUCUCCUACAGCGACUCACACUCUCUAUAGUGGAGGCCAAAGCGUGCUCACGAAUUCACCUGUUUCGGGAGCGCCCUCCAUUCCACUGCAUUCACGACCUAGCCCAUAAAGGAGGAGGGAAAAAAUCGUUUUGUAUCAACAUUUUAUGUUUUAGACUUUGAUGUAUUCAUCUGAGUUCCUAAAUAUUCCUUCGACAUUUCUCGAGUAAUGCAUAUAUACCCAAGGACUUUGAAAUGAAAAGAGAAAACCGUAAUAAAUUCCUGG